AUGAUGUCAUCGCCCUCAUCACCUUCGCAUUCGACACCCUUGUCCGAAGUUUUGCUGGUGAGCUCCCCUGGUUUUGGGGUGAUCGAUUCUGGCUGUGGUCGAACGAUUGUAGGUCAGGAGACUUUGAAAGAAUUUGAACAGCUCUGGCGUGCUAAGGGCAUUCCAGUCCCUGCCCCCUUUUCUGAGGUGAAUCAUUUCAAGUUUGGAAAUGGACAGCGUGAAACCACAGAUUCAUCAGUGAAGCUUCCAGUUGUGAUUGCAGGCAGAUCCGGUAGCAUCAAAGCAGCCAUCGUGAAAGGAUCCGCCCCACUGUUGAUUUCAAGAAAUGCACUGCAAUUGUUGGAAGCUGUUGUGAAUUUUGGUCGAAAUGAGCUGUCACUGUUCUCAGAUCAGAUCACGGUUCCUUUGACCAUCAAUGCAGCCGGCCAGUAUGCCAUCAAUUUGCUCGACCAGGUAGGCGAUUUGAAGCAGCCGUCUCAGGAAGUUUUGAUGAACGCCACCACUGAGCCUUCGAAGCCGUCAGAGCCAUCCAGCCCAGCACAGUUGUCUGCCGACAUGAGUGCAGGACCGGACUCUGACUUGCAAACAUGGACAAGAACUGAUUCCUUUUUGAACCAUACAGUUACCACAGGUAAGCAAGGUCCAGCUUGGCAAUCAGUUAGACUGUAUGCCCGUUCACUGCCAGCGUCAAUUGAAUGCCCAGAUCCGUCAGCCGGUGCCUAA
Cladocopium goreaui is the source of this 723-nucleotide messenger RNA. The record is from the annotation of a GenBank genome assembly. NCBI's taxonomy places the organism in Eukaryota, Dinophyceae, Suessiales, Symbiodiniaceae.